Messenger RNA from Nylanderia fulva, 1706 nucleotides. Its product is annotated as ubiquitin-conjugating enzyme E2 R2. The record is from RefSeq and is a predicted model, not a curated record. Lineage: Eukaryota; Metazoa; Arthropoda; Insecta; Hymenoptera; Formicidae.
GGCUGGUUUUAUUGACGAUUCCAACCAAUCAUUUCUUCAUCCGAGGACAUUCUACAUCCGAGGAUUAUGAAAACGCUCCAUUCGUCUUCGUCAUCCGCGAGGUGAACGUUCUAAUAUUAUCGAAGAAGAUUCUCGAAGCGACCACGUGCAGGGUAAUGAAAAUGGGCUGCUGCUCGGCCAGUAGUAGAGUCACUCGAACCGAUUCUCUCGAGCCGCCAUUUUAAGAUCGAAUCGACACGUAUCGGAGUCGCUUUCCCAGAAAGAGGGCAGCGUCGCGGGGCGCGCUCCGUAAGAAAGUCGGCGUUUAAAUCGAGCGACUCUAUCCGAAGCGUUCGGCGCGCAUGCGCGCCAGUCGGGCAGCUCGCUGACGCAGGGAGUACGUCAGCUGUUUUGUUAGAGCUCUCGGCGAGGAGACGUGCGUGCGUCCGUCGGAGCGUCAGGAAUGGUGUUGUAUCGUUGACUUGGUGGGGCAUCCUUCUCUCGCGCAACUUGCGUCGUUGCACGGUAAACCGACGCGCUGUUCCUUUGUUCGUCGUGUACGCGCGCGUGAGAAAGACUGCGUGACGACGAUUCUGCGUGCGACGAAGGAAUCGCGAAACGCGCGCGCCUCCGUGUAUCGUGUGCGUGCGUGUGUGUGUGUGUGUGUGUGUGUGUGCGCAGUAGUGUGCACUUGUAUCGUGUAGUGCAUUCGGUGUAUGCGCGGGUGUCUGUGUGCGGGGGCUCGUGCUCGCCUCCGUUACUACGGAGUCACGCUUUAAUACAGGAGAGGCCCCGUCCCGAACAAGAGAUCAGCAGGUGCACGUUUUCGACGGUUUUCCCUUCGACGCGACAGCAAUCGGGACGUUCUCGCCCGCUCGCGGAAGGAUAGAUCGAAGAGAAAACAUGGCACAACCGACGAGUAGCGCGCUACGAGCGCUCGCCCUGGAAUACAAGAGCCUGCAGGAGGAGCCCGUCGAGGGCUUCCGCGUCAAGCUGGUCAACGAGGACAACAUGUUCGAGUGGGAAGUCGCGAUCUUCGGCCCGCCCGAUACUCUCUACCAAGGCGGAUAUUUCAAGGCACACAUGAAGUUCCCGCCGGAUUAUCCGUACAGUCCACCGAGCAUUCGUUUCAUGACAAAAGUUUGGCACCCGAAUGUAUAUGAGAACGGUGACCUGUGCAUAUCAAUCCUGCAUCCACCCGUAGACGAUCCACAGAGCGGCGAGCUGCCAUGCGAGAGGUGGAAUCCAACGCAAAAUGUCAGAACUAUCUUGCUAUCGGUGAUCUCGUUGUUGAACGAACCCAACACAUAUAGUCCUGCCAACGUGGAUGCAUCUGUCAUGUAUAGACGUUGGCGUGAUUCCAAAGGGAGAGACAAAGAAUAUGAAAAUAUCAUAAGGAAACAAGCCCAAGCUGCCAAGAUGGAAGCCGAAAAGGAAGGUAUUGUCGUACCCGUAACUUUGGAAGAUUACUGCAUAAAGACUCGAGCGAGGCCAGCUGAGCAACAGCUAGACAUGACGGACUUCUACGAUGACGAGUAUGAGUUGGAUGACGACGAGGACGAGCAGCUAAGCGCAACGGAUUACGAGGAUGGCGACGAUAGUGGCAACGGAGAAUCGUGAUCCAUUUCUUAAAUAAUAUAAUAAAAACCCGAACCGCUAAUUAUUAUUAUUAUUAUUAUAUAUAUCAGUUCUGUAUAGAUUAAUAAAUAACGAGCUUCUAAACCGGA